Molecule: messenger RNA, 1108 nt
Organism: Hermetia illucens (black soldier fly)
Lineage: Eukaryota; Metazoa; Arthropoda; Insecta; Diptera; Stratiomyidae
Exons: 8
Coding region: 37-1005 (322 amino acids)
Source: RefSeq, a predicted model, not a curated record
GUUACUUAUCAUUCUCUAAUUCAUAGUAAUUAAUAAAUGUCUUCUGUAAAGCAAUUUCUAUUUCUUGUACUCUUUGAAACCAUAAAUGUUUGCAUCACUGAGAUUGUGAUCAAGAAGGUUGAAAUGAGACAUUUGAGACCAAAGGAUAUUGGAUUAAUUUUUGAUAUGACAGUAUAUAAUGAUCCGAACAAGAAAAAAGAAUCCUUAGAUUUCCGCAUACAAUGUGAGAAGUGCUGCAUAAAAGUACCGGACAAUUCGACAAGCUGCGACGUAGCUCAGCUGGUGGGUGGAAACUUUGGAAGCGUUAUGCCUGGUUCUACCAAAGUUGUUAGUCUUGUGUGGCCUACAGUUACUUUGCAUAAUAGAGUCGGUUCCUGCGAUAUAUUUAUCACCUCGCAAAACAAAACUGGGGGAAGGAUUAAAAUAAGCCACACGAUUCAUUUCGACACCACCAUCAAUAAACAAAUGGUCACCGAACAUGUUAAAGCCUACAUAAAUAGCGUAAAUUACACGCAGUGCUCAGGUCCCGAUCUAGACCCUUUACGAAAUUGCACUCCAGCCGAUUGUGAAGAAAAGUAUUUUGGACAAAGGAAUUUCUUCAAUACAAAAACGAACUUUUGUGAACCUGUCCCGGAUUGUAGUGCGGUAGAUACUGGAGAUGCAAUCUAUGACUAUACAGUUAAUGAAUGUGUGGAUGUUAAGCGAAUUGUUUGCCAGGAGCAUAUCGACAAAAUGCAAAAAGGAGGAUAUGAUGGGAAUAUGUGGGAACCUAAGCACGAUACGGAGUCAUUUGCUAACAUAACCCACAUGCCUUUGGAAAAAUAUGAGGGAAAUAUGAAAACCAACGACGUGAUAGAUGUGGAUGCAAAGUCUCCUUGGACCGGUAUCCUUCAAGGAUUUCUGAUGAUAAUAGCAGCUUUGGCAAUUUAUCUGUGCAUUUCAUGUUGCACUUUUUCGCUGAUGGUUUUGAUAACGAAGCGUUCAUCAGGACCAAAUAACAAUUAAUAUAUUAAGACAUAAACCGUGUUUUUAUGUCAUGUUAUAUAUUGCAAAGUAUUGCCCUAAAUGACGCUUUUAUUUUAUUUUUUCUAAUUGUUACUAAUGUUUA